Messenger RNA from Humulus lupulus (European hop), 979 nucleotides. RefSeq lists its product as uncharacterized. NCBI's taxonomy places the organism in Eukaryota, Viridiplantae, Streptophyta, Magnoliopsida, Rosales, Cannabaceae. Bases 75 to 839 code for a protein of 254 amino acids. The record is from RefSeq and is a predicted model, not a curated record. The transcript is spliced from 4 exons.
CCUGUUGCCGCCAUUUAUUCAAACUCAUCAUAUCCCUUUCCUUUAUUUCUUUAUGCUUUUUUCCCUUACUUCCAAUGGAUCUUCGUCCUCGUCCAAUUUCAGGCAAAAACAAGCCCCUGAAAUCAAAGCCGAUCCAAAAAAUGCCCAAAGCUUCAAUAAUUACUUCCACAAUUCCCAGAGAAAAGCGAGUUUUCGGAACCAUUCGAAACUCCAACAUUCUCACAAGAACCCUCCCCGAGAAGCCGACGAUCAAACCCUCCGUUGGGGUCCCUCGCAAGAAGCCUCCAACGUCCAAACCCACUCGACCGGAGCCCGCAACUGAGGCUCCGAAGAAGAAUUCCCCUGGAACCCCAAAACCCAAAUUGAAUCAAGGUAGUAUCUGCAUUGAAGAAGAGAAAAAGACUUCAAUUUCAGGGCAUCGAACUCCGGUGAAUUCAAGCCAGUCAAAACUCUCAGCCUCGAAGUUCUAUAGCGCGAAGAUUUGUAGUAAAUGCCAAUUCGAUAGGCUCGAAACGUCGUCGUAUUGGGUUGGCCAGAUCAAGUUGGCCGAGUCCGUAGGCAAGCAUUUUGCCUCGCUUGCUUUCUUUAGACUCGCAAUCGAAUCCAAUGCGGAGCCAAUUGAAAAGCUUGAUUUGGAACUGAAGAGGUAUUUGAGCAGAAAUGGAGGAUUGAGCGAAGACAAUGAGUGGAAGGAGGUGUGUUCUAGGUACGGAAUAUUAUUAUUGAAGAAGAAUGAAAGUGAGAAUGGUGAGAGAGAAGAUUUUGGUUCAGCCAUUAAGGAAUUGAGCUCAACUCAAACUACUUAUGUUAAUGUUGAGGGUCAUCAUGUCUUCUGUUAAAUUGAAUCCUAAAUUUAUGUUACCUUUCUGUUUUGUACCUAAAAGAAUGUUGUAUUUUAUAUACGUUUUCAUUCUGUGUUCCUAUUUUGUAAUUUUCUUCAAAUAGCAGUUGGUAAAAAGAAUGAAAGCAUUUUCGAUUU